Molecule: messenger RNA, 1904 nt
Organism: Lotus japonicus
Lineage: Eukaryota; Viridiplantae; Streptophyta; Magnoliopsida; Fabales; Fabaceae
Product: carboxyl-terminal-processing peptidase 3, chloroplastic
Exons: 12
Coding region: 130-1674 (514 amino acids)
Biological process (GO): proteolysis
Molecular function (GO): protein binding; serine-type peptidase activity; endopeptidase activity
Source: RefSeq, a predicted model, not a curated record
AACAUAACAUUACAUUUAGCGGUCACCAACACGCAACAACCGUCACUAGUCACUACCACUAAUAAGUAAUAAGCUUUUCUCUCCGAUGGUACCAUUCAGCAGCAAAAACUAACUAAAGAAAAAAGGAAAAUGAAGAAUCUUUGUCACAAUUUGGACAUUAAAGCUGCAAUUCCAGGUAAAGUGGCGAAACCCAUUUCGGUAGCAGCGUUUCCUCGUAGGUUGUGGUUCCCGACAUGGACACGGCAGAGGAAGGUGUCGGUGUCGGUGUCGGUGUCGUCGAUUGAGGAAGAGAAGAAGGUGAAGAUGCAGUGCCGUGAGUGGAUUGAAAGUGCAGCCAAAAGUGCUUUUGGAUUUGGCGUUUCAGCUUCUAUCUUCUUCUCUGUUUUUUGCCACGCGCCGCCGCAGGCUCUCGCUCAGUCACUCACCGUCGCUUUUCCCGUUUCACGGGCACCAGAGGUAAAUGCAGUUCAAAGAACUCUUGUGGAAGCAUGGGGUUUGAUUCGAGAAACAUUUGUUGACCCUACAUUUAAUCAUCAAGAUUGGGAUAUGAAGUUGCAGCAAACAAUGGUGGAAAUGUUUCCCCUGAACUCAGCUGAUGCAGCCUACACAAAAGUCAGUGGAAUGGUUUCUACCCUUGGAGAUCCGUUCACUCGAAUUAUCAGUCCAAAGGAAUACCAAGGAUUUAGAAUUGGAAGUGAUGGGAACUUACAAGGAGUAGGCCUCUUCAUAAAUGUUGAACCAAGAACGGGACAUUUGGUUGUUUUGUCAUGUAUAGAAGGCAGUCCGGCUGCGCGUGCUGGUAUACAUCAAGGAGAUGAAUUGGUUGAGAUAAAUGGGGAGAGUGUUGAUGGCAUUGAUAGUGAGGCUGCAGCACAGAGGCUUCGAGGGAAUGCUGGAACAACAGUAACAGUAAAGGUCAAAAACUCAGGGAGAAGCUCUUACAUCCGGGAGGUCAAACUUCCAAGGGAGUGUAUCAAGCUCUCUCCAAUAUCCAGUGCCAUCAUCCCUCAUAGAUCCCCCGAAGGGCAGGCGAUAAAAACUGGCUAUGUGAAACUGUCAACCUUCUCUCAGACUGCUGCUGAAGACAUGGAGAAUGCUAUUCAGGACAUGAAGAAUCAAGGAGUACACUCAUACAUACUAGAUCUACGGAACAAUCCUGGUGGUUUGGUAAAAGCUGGUCUUGAUGUUGCCCAGAUGUGGUUAGAUGGAGAUGAAACUCUAGUGAAUACAAUCGAUAGAAGCGGGGAUGUUUUACCAAUUAACAUGGUCAAUGGACAUGCUAUAACACAUGAUCCACUUGUGGUGAUAGUCAAUGAGGGAAGUGCAAGUGCCAGCGAGAUUUUAGCUGGGGCAUUACAUGAUAAUGGUAGAGCUAUUCUUGUAGGGCACAAAACAUUUGGCAAAGGAAAGAUUCAGAGUGUGACUCAGCUUCAUGAUGGGUCAGCCCUGUUUGUUACAGUAGCAAAAUAUCUCUCACCAGCCAAACAUGACAUAGAUAAGGUUGGGAUAACCCCAGACGUGCAGUGCACCACAGAGAUGCUGAAUUCACCCAAAGAUAAGGAGCUUUCAACCAAAGAUCAAAGGAGCUCGGUCUCGUCUUUAGAAGCAGAUUCAUGCAUCAUGGUAGCUGAACACGAGUUGGAUAUGAAGGAUUCCAAGGGAAGUGCUUCUUGAACAUUCCCUUGUUUUCAUGAUCCCAUUUUCUUUUCAGCGUUUAAAGUUGAAAGGACAGUUAGCUGAGUCAGCCUGUAUAUCACUUUGUACAAUGUGACAUUGUAAUUACUAGUCAUGGUAAGUAUACAAAAUAGAGAAACCGGUUGUAUAUAUCAUUCAAUAGAAUCAUACAAAAUUCACUUCCUAGUUGAAGCAUAAUAAAUUAUCCAAUUAUUGUACUUUCUACAUAA